AUGGGCUCAAAAAAUGGCGCUUCUCCGAAAGAUGACAAUGUCGGCCUUGCGAAAUCGCUAACAUUGGUCAAUGGCGUUUCCAUAAUCAUCGGAUGUAUCAUUGGGUCUGGGAUAUUCGUAUCUCCGACAGGUGUUCAAGAAAAAGCAGGAAGUGUCGGAUUGUCGCUUAUUGUUUGGGUUGUUUGCGGUUUGUUUGCUAUGAUUGGUGCAUACUGUUAUGCCGAACUUGGCACUCUAAUUCACAAAUCGGGUGGAGAUUAUACAUAUAUUAUGGAGUCAUUCGGGCCAUUUCUGGCUUUCAUACGUCUCUGGGUUGAAGCUGUGGUAGUAAGACCGUGUACUUGCACAGUUGUAGCAUUGACUUUUGCGAUAUACAUGCUGCGACCGUUUUAUCCGAAUUGUGAACCGCCUAGCGGACUUCCGGCAUUGCUUGCAACAAUUUUGCUUA
Acanthocheilonema viteae is the source of this 448-nucleotide messenger RNA. The record is from the annotation of a GenBank genome assembly. NCBI's taxonomy places the organism in Eukaryota, Metazoa, Nematoda, Chromadorea, Rhabditida, Onchocercidae.